Molecule: messenger RNA, 1227 nt
Organism: Ctenopharyngodon idella (grass carp)
Lineage: Eukaryota; Metazoa; Chordata; Actinopteri; Cypriniformes; Xenocyprididae
Gene: pkig
Product: protein kinase (cAMP-dependent, catalytic) inhibitor gamma
Exons: 3
Coding region: 294-527 (77 amino acids)
Biological process (GO): negative regulation of cAMP-dependent protein kinase activity
Cellular component (GO): nucleus; cytoplasm
Molecular function (GO): cAMP-dependent protein kinase inhibitor activity
Source: RefSeq, a predicted model, not a curated record
CACAUCCUCCCUGAUCUGUGGGAGAGAGGCGUGCUGCAGCUGUGUGGGAUCCGUUCGCUGCGGAGAGAGAGAGAGAGAGAGAGAGACGGGAAGGAGAAAGAAAGAGGCAGACAGAAAGAGAGAGAAUGAGAGGAGGCUCCCUUAUAAACCCUAGGAUCAGAGGACGCCGCUUUCUGUUUCUCGUGUGGAUUAAAAUAAAACUGCCUUUAUUCAGGUCCUCGGAGAGCUUUGUAGCACCAUGUCAUUAGCGUUCAGAGUGCGUUUGGUGUAAUGAGAGGGCAGUUUGUGAGCAGAUGAUGGACGUUGAGGCGUCAUAUUCAGAGUUCAUAAACUGUGAUCGUACCGGUCGCAGGAACGCGGUGCCAGACAUUAAAGGAGAGGCAGCAGUGGUGGGGACCAGCGAACUAACCAAAGACAUGGCUCAGAUAGACCUGAAAGCUGCAGAGGGAGAUGCUUCUGGAUCUCCAGCCCCUGAUACAGAGGCCUCCGGGAGCCAGGACAAUCAGGGGACAGAGGGACCGUCAUAAGGAUAAAGAAUGACCUGGAGGAGAGAGGAAAGCUGAGGAGUUCUCUCCUUUUCUCAUCAAAAUUCUCCUCAUCUUUGCUCAUCGGGCAGCAGUGAAGAGUUCCUCUCAUAGACUGCCAUUAAGGUGGAUGUCCACCCAUUGCAUGCUGUUGAGUGCCUAAGAGACAGAUGGAGAAGACACUGCCUUUGCAAACACCACUAAAUGGGACGAAUCUGUCAAGGACUGUAUUCAUUCACAGCGCUGAGUGAGGGGGAAGUUGUUUUUUCUUACAGAGGUUGAACAGAAGCACAGGCGUUUUGAUAUUUUUCCAACCUAAACUUAAACUAAACAGUUCAAUCUCAUGUUGAGCUACUGUAUACUAUAAAGUACCAAAUAUAGCCUUUUUGUUACAGCCUAUGACAUGGAUGGCUCAAUUUUAUUUUAUUUUCUUUUUUAAAACAAUGACCACUACAGUUGAAGGAGGUCUGAUUAUAUUCUCAAAUAUUGCCUGAGGUCAGAAGAGAUUUGUUUCUGUACUUCAUUACAUACUGUAACACAAAUGUAACUUAACAAUAUUUAUGUAGUAUCUAAGUUACUGCUUUCUGCUUCUGACACUGUUUUGUGGUUUUUGUCAAACUCUCAAGAAACACUUGUUGAAACACAUUGCAUUUAUAUAGUGACUAUAAAUGGAAGUACCUCAAAAUAAACAGGAAUGACGUUA